This is a messenger RNA of Cinara cedri, 3944 nucleotides long. Lineage: Eukaryota; Metazoa; Arthropoda; Insecta; Hemiptera; Aphididae. The record is from the annotation of a GenBank genome assembly.
AUGACGUCUGCAUGUGGAAAGACGGGUGAGUAACAUGCAAUGACCGGUUAUUGUUUAUACGAACGAACGAUUCUGUAAUAACUUAUUGGUUGGGUGACCGUCACAAGAUUUUAAAAUUACACGGGGUUGGAUUACAAUUUAAGUUGUUCAUACAUACAAUUUCAACUGACUUUUGUCGUGAAUUUCUUAUAGCUGCAGUUUAUAAAUCUCGUAUGAUAUAGUAGAUUUGGUUAUACUACUACUAAAGUAUUUUUAAUAUAUUUUUUUUCCAGACACAACCAAAACAAAGGCAGCCGUUUCUUAGACGACGAUGUGUUCUGUGUUCCGUUGUUCUGAGAUCGUUACCCGACGCACAACACAAAAACAAACAAAAAUUAUCGUCUAUACGACAUUUUUUUCCUUUUUUUAAUAUGUAUUAUAAUAUUAUUACAAUUAAAUCGUAAAUACGUUUUAUUAUAUUAAGUAAAAAAAAAAUAAUAAUAAUAAUAAUAUUAAUGAUUCGUUAGUUAGUAAUAAUAUUAUUAUUAUUUUUUAAACAUCAAAUUAAUCGGAUUUUAUACUGUCAUAAAUAUUAUUGUAAAUUUUUUUUUAUCUAUAUAUAUAUUUACGUCAAAUUUAAAAAGAAAAUCAUUCAAACAACAAUACUCAAACGGUCGUGCGCAACGUUAGUCGUUUAAAAAAGAAAACUGGACACAGUUGAGGUCGAGUUAAGAGCCCUGUACUCGUUUCGACUCUGUCCAGUUUUACAAAAUAUUUUGUCAUAUUGUUGUGUUCGUAGAAUCCGAAAAACUCGAAACGCAAAACCAAUUUUAAUUACAUUAUAUAAUCGAAAAAUCGUCAGUAAAUUAACGUUAAUGUAAAAAAAUAAUAAUAAUAAAAUAAAAAACGGGGAGCAUAUGAUUUAAACUAUUACUUAUUAAAUGUUAUUAUCAUUUACGCUAGGUAAUCGCGGUAAUAUUUUAUGCUCACACAAUAUUACUAUACUCGCGCACGCGUUUUUUAGCCAUAUACUUAUUAUAAUUGUUACGCGAAAAUUUACUGUUCAAUUUUAUUACAACGCUUAAUCUAUGUAAUUAUUAUUAUACCUAUAUUACGAUAUUGAACCGCACAACAGUAAAUAUCGUGGCUGUUGGACAAAAAAAAAAAAUCAAAAAAAAUCAAAAUAAUAAUAAUAUUUAAAUAGAACCGUAAGAUUACAUUAUAAGUUAUGCACCGAACAUUAUAUUAAACAUAUUUUAACAACGUUAUACUUAGGUUGCGCCAAUAUCUUUUUUCUUUUUUUUAAUUAUUGUUAUUACUAUUAUUAUUAUCGAUGGGAACGUCGAGUUCAAUAAUAUUCUAACACAAAUACAAUUGAUUCCACAGACAUUCUAAACGUAUUGUUAUAAUAUACGAAAAUAUUUCGAUGUAGUUGGACUACGAUAAUAUUAUUAUUAUAUUAUUGUCUUCGGAGACGGGAAUUUAUUCCAUUUCAGAUUGAAAUUAUUUAUUAUAAACUAUAAUGAUACAAUUAUACACAUUAUUAUGUCUUAUGACUUUUUUUUUAUAAACCAUGCUAUACACCUAGUGCUUUGUAUACAUUUAUUUUUAAUAACAAUCUGUAGGUAUAAUAAUAAUGCACGUGCACAACUAUUGCACAUAUCGACAUUGUUGUUGAAUAAAAAUACAUAUUUACUAAUAUACGAAUUAAUCAAUAUGAUUUGAUUUUUGUUGUUAUACCUAACCGACUAUACUACUAUCGCGUAUCAUAUUUUUUUUUUUUUUGUUUGUCAAUGGUACAGGGAAAAAAUCAGAACCUAACAUUUGUCACAAGUAGGCAGGAACUAAAAUCGUGCGUUUUAAUGACUAAUAUGAUCUUGUUAUUUCUUCAAUGUUGUCUAUUUAGUGUGCACGUUUUUAAAGGUUUAAUUGUUUUUAGUUAACAAAUACAAAAAUAACUGGAUUACUAACACAGUUAUUACCCUUUUGGCGCGUGUUGACACACAUAUUAUUAAUAUGUCUAUGGUUAAAAUCGCCUUUAAACCCAACAUUAAUAAGUUAAUUCGUUUUAAUUAAUUAGAAACCCAAUGGCCAUUUUAAAUACUUAAUAACAAACGAUUUGCCAGUAAAGAUGAUUUCGAAUUUACAUACAUUCGUAUGAACGGAAAUCGGGUUAGAGAAGGAAAACAUAGUCGACGCCGUAAAUGAUUUUAGACAGGCGACCAAUUUACAUUACCGUAGCAGAGUUGUCGCGAUAAUUAGAGGCGAGAACUCGAGCCGUGAAACUGUUUCGUAGAACGUAAAAUAAUACAUUCGAACAGGAUAAAUGUGAUUUGGAAAUCGGAACAAGAAACUUUUUUGGAAUAAAUGUCUAUUAAAACAAAAAGUGAAACGUGAAACAAAUUAAGUAGCGAUGCUAAUCUAUAGCGAUAUAAUGAACAGUUUUUUUUUUUUUUACUCAAGUUUAUACUCGAGGAGAUUAUAAAUCUUUGAUCUCCGUGAUUUCCCGUCUUGUUUUUACUGCCCGGGGUUAUCCGUGUAUAUCCGUAACGCGUAGGGGUAGCUGUUCGAGAACGAUAAAGACAAAUAUAAUUAUAAGGAUAAAUAAUAACGGAACCGUAAACGUGAUUUCUAUGCCUAGGUAUUUUAAGUUUGUAAUAUUGCAGCACGAACUAAUACCGCCGCGCAAUUGCAAUAUCGCUUAGUCCGGAGCCCGUUAAUAAAAUAUUUUUGAGCUGUGCCAUUACGUUCGAUAAAUGUACAAUGUAAAUAUAAUUUCAAUAAUAAUGCGGGAAAAAAAUAAUCAAUUUUUAACGUUGAAACUUUGACUGCGCAAAUAAUUUAAAAGCCCGUCGUUUGAAACAUUCGUAAUAAAAGUAUUGCGAAUCAAUAGGAAAAUUUUUCUUUUUCAGUGACGGUUUUCGGAAAAUCGUUUCAAAAUGCAUUUUCAUUGUUUUUGGUCAGAGACAUCGUUGUUGUUGAAUCUGUACGGAUUCAAUACGCAUGCAAAUACGUGGAUGUUUCAUCUGGACAAUAAUAUUGUCACAGCAUAUUACGUUGCGAUUUAUUGUUCAAUGAUUCCGAUAUGUCUGUUGUUAAUUAUCGUAUUCGAAAACGCGAAAACAAAAUUUCCCCAGGACCAAUUGACCGUUUCCCGCUAAUGUGCGACCGGGUCGGGUUUCCGAAAAUGAUUCUUAUCGUUUUCUCGGACGGGUGCCGUUCGUAUAUUUGUUAUCAAAGUAGACAUAAAUAUUAUUUGAUAACGAUAAAAAUGAUAAAUUUGAUUGUAAUCAGUAAUCACCGCGCACCGUGGUAACCGCCACGGGCGCGUGUUGCCUAAUCGGUCAGCAUUAGAAUCAAUUGCGUCGUUGGCGUUAUCACGAACGCUGGACAGCCAUUUUUUACCUUGGCCGUCGCAGGAUCGUCUGGUCGCUGAUAAGAUAACGUUGACGCCAAAUUUACGUAUUCGUUCACCUCACGUAUCUCGUACCUAGUGUAUAGUUCGUUUCGGGAAGGGAACAAUACGGCGUUUCACGUCAUUGAAUUUAUUUUAAACGGUGAUCGUGGCUCUAUGUGAUGAACCAAUUUAUCUAUGACGAACAAGAGAUAAAAAAAAAAAAAUAAUAAAAUGUACAACAAGCGAUGGAAACGACGUCCCGCCGUCGAUUUGGUUUUACAUUGCCUGCGAUUAGCGGCCAAAUUAGCCAGAAUUUGCCGGAUUCUGUAAUCAAAAGACGGCCCACAUACCACUUUGGACGCGGCCCAAACAGCUGCCGAUCAGGCAACACAACUCAUAUCUAAAACCGUGGUUAUCACUCCGUAAUGCCGCACUGAUAAGACAAUAUAAAACACAUUUCGACUACGACGUCAUCAAUGUACCCACCCUCGGAUCAUAUGAUCUCAGUUACCACCCUCCUAAUGGCUGCUGGCGACUUGCUUCUAAACGACCAGAUUUCAGACAAUGA